Wickerhamiella sorbophila is the source of this 2871-nucleotide messenger RNA. RefSeq names its product putative membrane protein C6F6.13c. The record is from RefSeq and is a predicted model, not a curated record. The transcript has a single exon. Lineage: Eukaryota; Fungi; Ascomycota; Dipodascomycetes; Dipodascales; Trichomonascaceae. The coding region runs from base 1 to 2871 and encodes 956 amino acids.
AUGGCAGAUGAUGAAGACUAUUUGGAAUUCCGAUUAGGCGGUGAGUCUAAUGACGACGGCGUCGUGCGGUACUACACUCCGCAGGGUGAUCAAUCCCACCCGGCCGAACUCAUCAAUUAUGUCGCCAACCAGAGCGGUUCGCUUUCCAAAGUGUCUUUGGGCGGAAGCAAAGAAGACAUUAAACAAGACGAUCAGGGUGUUCAGGAGAAAUUGCGCCACUUCGAGCAAGCAAACACCAGCACCACAAGCUUUGUUAGCGUGCAGUCAGAACUUAGUCCUGAAGCACCGGCAGUGGAAGAGGUGCCACAGACGCCGAAGACCCCAGAGACCCCGCGUAUUCGGCAGAAUGCUCUUGGUGAACUAGUGCUGGAGGACGGCCAAGCGCUGAAGGAUAAACAAGCAGAUAAUGAGGAUGAGGGAUGGUUGCCCAUGCGCACGGUGGGCUCAUCUGAAGAGUACGAUGAUAUGGGUAACUUGGUUGUGCACCAAAACCUUUUCGAUUAUGCUGGCGAGGAAGACGUUGCGGUCAGUGGAUAUACCAGGGUUGGUGUUGACGACGAUGCAAAGUCCAUCACAUCUUUGGACGAGAAGACCGACUACUUGUUUGACAAAGAAGAUGGCGACUCACACACGCAAAUACAGACUACCAAAGAAAUGCUCACCGAUAGACAAAAAAUCGCCUAUGUGGGGCUGCUUCGUCUAGAGCUCGCAGUCAUGGCCGACAAACUGCGAGCCACCACCGGUGACUCCAGCCAUGGAGCAGUGGCAAUCGAAAGUUUACAAGUUUGGGGGUCUCAGAUUAUCCGCAGAAUUUACGCCCAUAUGGAGCUCAAUAAUGAAGAGCAGCUAAUGAUCGAACAACUCGCAUAUCAUGGUGUUCUGGCUAGCGAUCUUUCUCCGUGUUUACGGACCGCGCAGAAGGUGAACAAGGGCAAAAUCGUCCAGGUGGACAUCGAAUCUCCUGUGGAAGUCUCGGACUUGCAUGCUGAAGCACCCUCAGAGCAAAUAAAGCUAAAGGAGGCUAUUGACGUACGAUGGACGGUGCUUUGCGAUCUAUUUUUGAACUUGGUUGCACAGAGUGUUUAUGACUCUCGCUCCCGUACUCUUCUAGAGCUGCUAGGUGCCGAGCUUGGUGUUAGCAGAUUAGACAUUUGUCAAUUUGAGCGUAAAGUUACUGACGCAAUGCAACUCGACGAAUCUGCUGGACAGACCUGGGAUGACCAAGAUAUUAUUGAAUCGAGACGCAAGCGGGCUUUGAAGCGAAAAUAUGCCUAUAUUGGGCUGGCCACAUUAGGUGGUGGCCUUGUUAUCGGCCUCAGUGCUGGUUUACUUGCCCCCGUUAUCGGUGCUGGUAUUGCAGCUGGUCUGACAACUAUAGGCAUUGGCGGUACGUCGGGAUUUCUUGCUGGAGCCGGUGGUGCAGCACUAAUUACCACUACCGGCGUAAGUAUUGGUGCUCGCGUUGGCCAAAAGAGUAUGACUCGUCGAGUUGCUCCCGUGCGCACUUUUGAAUUUCGCCCUUUGCACAAUAACCAGCGUGUUAAUGUGAUUGUUACUGUGUCAGGGUGGAUGAAUGGUAAAGAGGAUGAUGUUCGAUUGCCCUAUUCAACCGUGGACCCUGUCAUGGGUGAUCUUCUAUCGGUCUACUGGGAGCCUGAGAUGAUGCAGAGCACGGGUGAGACCAUCAAUAUUCUUGCAACUGAAGCUUUGACCCAGAGUGUUCAGCAAAUUCUCGGCGCCACCAUUCUCACUUCACUUAUGGCCUCCAUUCAAUUGCCAAUGGCUUUAGCCAAGCUCAGCUACCUUCUAGAUAACCCUUGGAACGUUUCUUUGGACCGUGCGUGGGCGGCUGGUCUUAUCUUGGCCGACACGCUUCAGCAGCGCCAUUUGGGUGCUCGGCCAGUCACUCUGAUUGGAUUCAGCCUUGGUGCCCGCGCCAUCUACUCGUGCUUAGUCGAGCUGGCUCGACAAAGUGCGUUUGGCCUAAUCCAGGAUGUUUAUAUUUAUGGUGCUCCGGUUGUUUACUCCAAAAAGGCAGUGAUGAAGGCACGCUCGGUAGUUAGUGGCCGUUUUGUCAACGGUUAUUCACGGAAGGACUGGAUUCUGGGUUAUUUGUUCCGCGCUACCUCAGGCGGUCUGGGCACUGUUUUUGGUUUGGCCCCCAUCAACUCUAUGUUUGAAAUUGAAAACAUCGACGUUACUGAGUUUGUUGACGGUCACAUGGCCUACCGUGCUAAAAUGCCCAAACUACUCAAAGUAAGUGGCUUUACAGUUUUGAGCGAAGAGUUUGACGAUUACGCGGACCCCGAUCCUAAGAAAUUGCGGGAACGACAGCAGAAACUCAUUCAUGACCUCAACGAAGAGAAGCCUGUCAAGAAGAAGUGGUGGCCUUGGGCUCGUUCGACAAGCCGCGACAAAGCUUGGCUGGAUCAGGCUAAAGAGUCCACCGAUGAGACAGAGAGUAAAGAUGGCGACGGAGAAUAUAAUGCUUUCGAUGUCAGCGCCAUUCGCAAAGAAGUGGGCCGCUUGGAAAAGAUGGAAGUCGAAAUGAUAUUCGAUGCAGACGUUGACGACACAGAUCCACCUCCAGAAUACGUUCCGGAACCAAUGCACCUUGCCGAGGAGGACGAAGAUAUUCCGCAGCCUCCUCCAGCUAAUCGCUCGCAAGUAAAAGAAGGAGCAAAAGCUGUUCGCACAGGAUACUCUCCCCACAAGCCCAUUGCCGACUCGUUGUCACGCAACAAAUUGCCUGAAGCACACUCAGAGGAUCUGUCGGCCGCCGCUCCAAAGUCACCGCAAACAAACUAUUCGCCUCCAGCCACACCCAAAACUAAAUCCGCUGAGGACGGCAUUACUUUUACAUUCGACUAG